Stegostoma tigrinum is the source of this 4674-nucleotide messenger RNA. It is a transcript of the gene map3k8, whose product is annotated as mitogen-activated protein kinase kinase kinase 8. The transcript has 7 exons. Gene Ontology annotation, biological process: protein phosphorylation. Gene Ontology annotation, molecular function: ATP binding; protein kinase activity. The record is from RefSeq and is a predicted model, not a curated record. Lineage: Eukaryota; Metazoa; Chordata; Chondrichthyes; Orectolobiformes; Stegostomatidae. The coding region runs from base 127 to 1512 and encodes 461 amino acids.
GCGGGAUCAUGGCAGCAGUGAGACGCCGCCGCUGUUGCUGGUGUGUCUCUGCUGUGAUGAGGUGCUGAUGCUUUCUGCUGCAUCUGUUUUGUCAGGGCAGACUGUAGUGAUCGAAAGAGAAAGGCAAUGGAGUACAUGCUGACCCAAAGUAUCGAUAACGCCAGGUUGGAAUUGCUGCUGGAGCUAGAUGUGAUGGAUUACCUCGAGGCAUUUUACCCCUUGGAGGACACAGCACUCUACCAGGACAAUAUGCUUUCGCUGGAGCAGCACUCGGAUGAAGGAGUGCCAGAGAAUAGGGCCAGGGACGGUCAACAGCCGACCUUCUACUCUGUCAGAUAUGGCACAGUGGAAGAUUUACUUAACUUUGCAAAUCAGGUGUCUAAUACGUUCCGCAAUUACCCCCAACGCUUCCGAAACCGCGAGACAGGAGUAAUAUUAAACAAGAAGGAUAUAGUUAUUAAAAAUGGACAUUAUCAGAUUGAUUCAGAAGUCUUCCUGUUUCCAUGGAAGUUUGCCCAUAGGAACAUUGGUCCUGGUUACAUUCCUCGAGGUACUUUUGGAAAGUGCCACCUUGCACAGGACAGAGAAACAAAGAAGCGGAUGGCAUGUAAAUUAAUACCAGUGGAAUUUUUUAAGCCUGCUGAUAUACAAAUACAAGCACAAUUUCGCCAUGAGAACAUUGCAGAAUUAUAUGGUGCCUUACUGUGGAAUGAAACCAUACAUCUCUUCAUGGAGGCAGGAGAAGGAGGUUCCGUUGCAGAAAAAUUAGAAAGUUGUGGGCCAAUGAAAGAAUUUGAAAUCAUUUGGUUGACCAAACAUGUCCUCAAAGCACUUGACUUCCUGCAUUCCAAAAAUGUCAUACAUCAUGACAUUAAACCCAGUAAUAUAGUUCUCAUGUCAACCAAGGCAGUGCUGGUAGAUUUUGGUCUUUCUGUCCAGAUGACUGAAGAAACCUACAUUCCCAGAGACAUUAGAGGAACAGAGUUCUAUAUGAGUCCAGAAGUUAUUACCUGCAGAGGCCAUUCAACAAAGUCAGAUAUCUACAGUCUUGGUUCUACAAUCAUCCAUAUGCAGACUGGGAAUCCACCUUGGGUGAAGAGGUAUCCUAGGUCAGCUUACCCAUCAUACCUCUACAUUAUCCACAAGCAAGCUCCACCAUUAGAAGACAUUGCAGAGGAGUGCAGCCCUGCCAUGAGGCAGUUUAUUGAAGCCACGUUGGAGAGAAACCCAAAGCAGAGGUGGUGUGCAGGACAGUUAUUAAAACAUGCAGCACUUAGCCCUCCGCCUGAAGACCAACCACGCUGCCAGAGUCUUGACUCAGCUCUCUUUGAAAUAAGUCGCACCUUUAGGAGAAAAGAGCUGGAGUUACCAGAACAAAUUUGUGAUACUUCUGUGAGCAGCACUGAAGAAUCAACUGUAGGGAAAAGAAAUCGCUCUCUCUAUAUUGACCUGGGUGCCUUGGCUGGAUACUUCAACAUCAUCAGGGGUCCUCCUGGGGCAGAAUAUGGCUGAUUUUCAUUCCCUUCAUCUGCUGGUUUCACAGUGUUGUAAAGAUCAAACGAUGGCAACUACCGGUUGUACAUUCAGUGGAGUCAGACUGGGCGAGGAGUCACUGAACAUUUCAUCAUUGUGAUUAUAGCAUUAAGAAAAAAGUUUUUUUUUAGAUGUUGUAUUACUAAUGUAUUUUGUUUUAGUUAACGCCCCCAUUGUAUGUUUCCUUAGUUUGAAAGGUGCAGUGAUGGAAGAGUGCAGUGUGAAGAAUGUGAAUGGUGUCUAACUGUUUACCAAAACAAAAGCACUCACUUCUUUUCAUCUGUUAUAUUUAACAAUUUGGUUGAUGGAUAAAUGCUCUCAGUCCCCUUCUUUGCUUUCAGUGAUUAUCGCUGAUUAAUGUAUUUCUCUAAUGGAAAAUUUAUUCAAAAUGAUGAGCAUAGACUUGUCAGAAUACAUGUGUUCCUAUGGAAAUAAGAACAUGUAUGUAAUAAAUGCCAUGCAGAUGACUAAAUUGCACACAGUGUGUGCUGUGGGUUUACAGUAACCCAGUAGCUCAGUAAACAUAAUGAGCUAAUAGUUCUGUACACCCUAUGGGAUGGCUAAGUCUCUGCUUUGUUCUGCAAAGGACUUGUUAAACAAUAAUGGAAACAUAUCAUGCGUUAGCAGCAUGAGAUAACAAGGUGUAGAGCUGGAUGAACACAGCAGGCCAAGCAGCAUCAGAGGAGCAGGAAGGAUUUCUGAAGAAGAAUCUAGGCCCAAAAUGUCAGUCUUCCUGUUCCUCUGGUGCUGCUUGGCCUGCUGUGUUCAUCCAGCUCCACACCUCAUUAUCUCAGAUUCUCCUGUAUCUGCAGUUCCUACUAUCUCUAAUGCAUUAGUAGCAUGUUGUGUCUUACAGUUAUAUUUCUUUGGCUGCCGAAAGGAAGGUAGCAAUUUUAGGUAGCAUAACAUCUAACAUGUUGUUAGCCUAUUUUAACAUUUUUACUGAUUUAAAAUGUUUUGUUUUCUUUCGGAAGUCUGAGAAAAUUUGCAGCUGACCUGUCCUAUGUUAAUUUUUGUGCUCAUGCCUGCAAUAUUCAAAUUGUUGUUCUCCACCCCCCCCCCCCCCGCAAUCUGGAAGAAUGCAACAACGUGGUUGUGCUAUUGGAUUUGUGAUUAAUGGUCUGAAUUAAUACCACAGAGAACAUUUGUCAAUUUGUGAAUAUGAAUUAAUCUAAUGAGAAGUUUGGAUACACAAAAAGAUGACCAUGGGGCCAUAAGGUUGUAUUAAUAACCCAACUCUUUCAUUAGUGUAUCCUUCAGGGAAAGAAAACUGUUAUCCAGUUGGUGCAUCUAUAACUCCACCAAGGCAAUUGCCUCUUAACGUUCCACUGAAGUGACAAAGCAAGUCCACAUUAUUGCAUUAAAUUGCCUAAAAAGACGCACCCGUAUCAUCUCAGGGAAACUAGAGAUGGUUAAUAAAUUCUAGGUUCACUUGCAUUGGCAAAACUGAGAAUGAAUUGAAGACAUGCAGAGAAAGAUAUUUGUCUAAAUAUUUCAGUGCAAUAUUCAAGUUAGUUAGUCUAGCCUGGUGAGAUUUACUGUGUAUUACUGAAACCAUGGAUUUGAAUCUUGCAAGCACUUAUGGUAUAUAGUUUACUUCAUGUUGUGUAUGGGUUUUCUCACUCUGUCUCUGCAAUGCUGUUGUUCAUUUUAAUAAAAAAAAUCCGAGAUUAAUGACUAUAAUUUAUUUGCUCAUGAAAGUGUUUAAAGUUCCUGCUGAGAAACUAAUAUUUUUCAUUAUUUUACAUGUUUUGUUUAUAUUCAUGUCAAUCACUGCUGAUAUAAAAUACACAAGCUACAGUCCAGUUCAGAUCUCCUGAUAGGGUGCACCGCUUACUCCAAGAUUGAAACAUGAGAAGCCUGUGAUCAUAUGAUUUGGCUGACUGUGAGGUGAAGUGAAUCCACAACACAUUUUUCUUUAAGGAAACAUGGCAAUUCUGAUUAAAUCAACAGAGCUGGUUGCGCCAAGAAUCAAUGCAAAAUAUCAUCAAAAUUGAUCAACUCUGGAUCUCCUUGGAUUUUGGGUAUUGAUCAUUGCAACAUCCUUGGACCAAGAAAGGAGGAACAUAUCAGCCACUCUGAUUAUUGUAAUUCCUGAAAAGUAUGGUUUGUACACAGCCUUGUCAACCAGGUUUUGGCUUUGGCCAGAGGAUCUGCACAAAUUGAGGCAUGUUUGCAGAUGUUGAUGCCUCCAGUUUGCAUGAUGUUGAAGAGGAGAUGUUUUUGUCCACCUGCCUCUUCUGACUCCACACAGGCAUAUUUCCUGAAAGACAUUUCUGGUGGGUUGUCACACAACAAGAAAAAUCUCAACAGAUUUUGCUCACAAGUCCUUUAAAUGUUGUAACUAGCACAUUUAAUGGGGCUUCAAAUGUAUGUUGGAUGUCCACAUGAGUUGGCUUAAAAUGUAUGCCACAUGAAUUUGGGAUCACUGCUUGUGUGGAGUAUACAAAUUAGAAAGCUAAACUUGGUGUGUUCAGAGAUUAGGCAUUGAUGAGCAAGAUAGGAGCCAUAACUGCCCUGUUGACAAUUCUUCAGUGACUCCUGGUUUUGUAAAUGGAAAAAUGCUCUUUGGUUUUGCAAUAAGUUGAAUGGAGCCAGCAAGGCCUCCCUCAACUCUCAAGAUUUGAGUUGAAGUUAGGUGCCUGAAGAAGAAUUGUUGGCUCAAGCAAACUGUCUGUGGUGAUGCUACAUGCACUGACAGUUCACACCAAUUACAAUGAAAAGGCGUGAUAGCCAGUUUGUAUUCGUUCUCUUGGUGUAGGUGUGUAAUUGGCACGAAAAUAGAUUCAGGUCAAAACCUACACUGGAUAUACUGAAGCAAUCUGAUCUCUUACUGUCCAAUCCGAACCAUCAGUAUAUGAACUAAUUCCCAGAAUUUAUCAUCUGCUUCCAAGUUGCUCUGUUCCCCCCGCGUUAAAUGCUCGCACAAAUUCAUGAUACACAUCAUAUUUCAGUUAGUAAUUCAUGGUUGACAACAAAUGCUUUAUGAGAAAUGUUUCCCAGUUGUAAUCAAUAUGAAAACAUUGUGGAAACAAUUUGAUUGAUCGUGGACCUUGUACUUGAUGUACUUUUUCUUCCUUAUUGUUGUCUUUUCCAACUCUUCUGAAAGUUUUGACUGAUUUUAAGUGUACGAUUUCAUGG